Erigeron canadensis is the source of this 684-nucleotide messenger RNA. Its product is annotated as sulfiredoxin, chloroplastic/mitochondrial. The record is from RefSeq and is a predicted model, not a curated record. Gene Ontology annotation, molecular function: sulfiredoxin activity. The transcript is spliced from 5 exons. Gene Ontology annotation, cellular component: cytoplasm. Gene Ontology annotation, biological process: cellular response to oxidative stress. NCBI's taxonomy places the organism in Eukaryota, Viridiplantae, Streptophyta, Magnoliopsida, Asterales, Asteraceae. The coding region runs from base 74 to 466 and encodes 130 amino acids.
AAAACAAGCCCCAGAAAAGAAGCCCAGUCAAAUAGAACCAAAAAAAACAAACAAACAAACAAAAAAAGAACAAAUGGCUAGUUUUCUUCUUCAAGUUCCAAAUAUCCUGAGAAACCCAAUUAGUAUUUCUGCAACAUCAUCCUCAAAUGGGAGUGUUCCAAGUAGUAGUAGUAGUAGUCAUAAAUCAGGAAAAGGAGGUCCAGUUAUUUUAGAAUUACCCCUGGAUCAAAUAAGGAGACCGUUAAUGCGUACAAGAUCCAAUGAUCCUCUUAAAGUCCAACAAUUAAUGGAUAGUAUUUCUCAAAUUGGUCUUCAAGUUCCUAUCGAUGUGCUUGAGGUUGAUGGAGCUUACUAUGGCUUUUCUGGGUGUCAUCGGUUUGAGGCUCAUCAGAAAUUAGGACUGCCAACUAUCCGCUGUAAGAUAAGACGCGGAACUAAAGAAACCUUAAGGCAUCACCUUCGAUGAUUGAUGAGUCCCACUUAUGGAGGAAAUCAUCUGGACUACAUAAAAGGUCAAAUUAAUGGUUUAUGUUGAUAGGUAACACCCUUUUUUCAUUCCAUGUUUGUCUAUAGCAUAAAUAAGAGAACAUGUACAUGUACUUCACUAGAAAAGUUUCUACUAUUGUAUUAAAGGUAAAUAUUUAUAAUAUUUUCCAAAUGUAAAACAUAGUGAAUUAUGUGCUA